AUGUCUCAGAUGGAAGUGAUGUUCCCUGUGGAUUCUGAUUAUAAAGACGUUGCCCGGCAAAGAGCAGUGUACGAUGCUAAUAGAGGUAAAACCGGGCGAGUGUGGAGGUCACCGGAGAGGAUCCAACAUCCUCGAGUGACUCUAGUACGGAUGAUGAUAGCGACAUUGACGAGGUGGAGCAGUCAUCCUAUUAUAAGAGUGAUGAGGGAGCCUCCUUAUGGGGUGCCUUGGAGGGCGAAUGUGGAUUCAAGUAUGAAGGUCCAGAGCCGACACGACAUGGAGAUUGGCAGUAUAAAGGCCGAUGCACCGAUUUCUGACUAUAACUGUUACGAAGAUAUCAAUCUCCCUCACAUUGAGAGCAAACUACUGGAGAUUCACUAA
Messenger RNA from Perkinsus marinus ATCC 50983, 381 nucleotides. RefSeq lists its product as hypothetical. The transcript has 5 exons. The coding region runs from base 1 to 381 and encodes 126 amino acids. Lineage: Eukaryota; Perkinsozoa; Perkinsida; Perkinsidae. The record is from RefSeq and is a predicted model, not a curated record.